Oncorhynchus tshawytscha (Chinook salmon) is the source of this 4338-nucleotide messenger RNA. RefSeq names its product glutamine-rich protein 2-like. Lineage: Eukaryota; Metazoa; Chordata; Actinopteri; Salmoniformes; Salmonidae. The transcript is spliced from 18 exons. The record is from RefSeq and is a predicted model, not a curated record. Bases 517 to 3882 code for a protein of 1121 amino acids.
CCGUCGCUGCCUUGUUGCUCAGCAACCAGGGACGCUGUGAGUCACAAUGUGGGAUGCAAUUAUUGUGUAAUGGAAGGAGGCUACAUCCAAUCACAAAAGAGAACUGUACUCACUCUCAUUGUUACGUCCAAUACGGUUCUAUGGUAGGCGUGAGAGAUUAGAACCAAAUUGAAACCAUUUCUAAAACAAGGUUAGAAAUGGCAUUGGAAUAAGAAACAACCGAGAUUGAGUAGCAACGAACAAGUGUUGAAAAGUAACUGUUUGGGGAAUAUUUAAUUCUAAUUUACAGACACUUUUUUAUUUAGUACAGAAGAAUCAAAGUAUUUUUUUUCUAUAAUUUUACAUUUCAUUUUUUUUUUGCGUUCGAUCCUGUCGAUAAAAAAAAAAAGUUAUUUAAUUGAAUCAUUCUGGCGUUGAAUUUUUACAAAAUAAGAUGGCAAUAUUGGAAGAAGAUAUAUCUUUCAUAUCCCUCGUAAAUACUGUUUAAUAACUAACUCCGAAGUAGUGUGAGACAAAAUGUCAGCUGACAUUAGUUUGUUCGAUUUGGUGAACCUGUCGAUCGGGACACCUGAAGUUGGAGCUGUCAACUUCAAUGCGUUGCAUACCCUCCUCCACGCUAUCCUGGGACACCUGAAAAUCCAAAAUGUGACCACCGGCUGGAGAGAGCAGGAUGCCCCGCCACAGGAGCCCCAUGGCCCGCAUCUGACCAAGUCCUCUAGCCCGUACCAUCACAUGGAAGACAAACUUCGGCAGAUCGAGAGACAGAUGGCCGCGCUGGAGAAGCUUCCUAGCGGUACCGAUCUUCUGAGCCGCACUGCCUCAACCACAACACCGGUCAACGACUUGUGGCAGCUGAUGCAGCUCCGCCGCAAGGCUCAGGCGAGUGAGGACGGCGUGUCCAAGUCUAUGUCGCUGAUCCAGGAUCUGCUGAAGGAGAUCCAGGACCUGAAGGAGUCCAGAGAUGACCUGAAGAAAGAGGUCAAGAGCCUCCAGAACCAACUCAACCAGAAAGAGCUGCAGGACAGAGCUGGGCGUUACCCAGACCCAGACGAGCUCAUCCAGUGUGUGACCUGGGACAUCAUGCAGACCACCUUGGAAAUCAAGCACUCAGUCCCUGUCCCCACAUCAGUUGUCAUGACCACCAUGACUCCUUUCAGCGUCUCUGCCAAUGCCAAUACUGGAGCUGCUGCCUUCACUCCUGGCACUGUCACUGUCAGCCAGCAUGGGGGCGCUGCCCCAGCAGUCCCUCUCUGGAGCUGCUGCCUUCACUCCUGGCACUGUCACUGCCAGCCAGCAUGGGGGCGCUGUCCCAGCAGUCCCUCUCUGAUGGAGCUGCUGCCUUCACUCCUGGCACUGUCACUGCCAGCCAGCAUGGGGGCGCUGCCCCAGCAGUCCCUCUCUGAUGGAGCUGCUGCCUUCACUCCUGGCACUGUCACUGCCAGCCAGCAUGGGGGGGCGCUGCCCCAGCAGUCCCUCUCUGAUGGAGCUGCUGCCUUCACUCCUGGCACUGUCACUGCCAGCCAGCAUGGGGGGGCGCUGCCCCAGCAGUCCUUCUCUGAUGGAGCUGCUGCCUUCACUCCUGGCACUGUCACUGCCAGCCAGCAUGGGGGGGCGCUGCCCCAGCAGUCCCUCUCUGAUGGAGCUCCUGCCUUCACUCCUGGCACUGUCACUGCCAGCCAGCAUGGGGGGGCGCUGCCCCAGCAGUCCCUCUCUGAUGGAGCUCCUGCCUUCACUCCUGGCACUGUCACUGCCAGCCAGCAUGGGGGGGCACUGCCCCAGCAGUCCCUCUCUGAUGGAGCUCUGAUGGUGGGCAGCAAACCCCUGUCUCGUGUGGCCAGCGGGGCAGAGCGUUACCCAGAGACAGUGGAGGCCCUGAGGGACGUGGGCAGGCUCAGGGAGAGACACAACACCCUGGAGACCAGAGUAGAGCUGCUGGAAGCAGGCAAGGUUGACCAGGCCCAGCUCCAGCACCUCCGGGAGCUCCUCCCUGACAUGGGGGACAGGGAUGUGCCUGACAAUCUGUUGGAUCAACUGACUCAUCUGAGAGUUCUGGUCGACAGCCUGAUGGGUGACAGAGCCAAGCUGGGAGAACUGGAGCAGCUGAUUCUGAACAUAGGAACAGUUCAGGGCUCAGAGGGAGGCUCAGAAACAGCCAAAGGGUCAGACGGCGAGGACUCCUCUGACUCUCCUAAGCAAGGACAGCUCAGACUGCAGAUAUUAUACCUCAGGAACGCAGUGCAGAAAGUGGAGGAAGAGGUGCUACUGCUGAAGACUGAGAACACAUCAGCCAAGGCUGAGCAGAAGACCAGAAAGACAGACAACAGGGUGGACAACAUGGCCCUCAGACUGCCCUCUCACCGACAGAUGGACAACCUGCGAGGCAUGCUGGAGGACAUGAUGGCGUCCUCCUCCUCGCUGCUCUCCCAGAGCCUCCAGCAGGAGCCCCAGGGGUCAGAGCAGGGCCAGGGCAGUGGUCAGGCAGGCGGGCAGCAAGGCUCCACGUGCCCCUCCUGCUCUGUAGACGUGAGCAGGAAGGUCAGCCAGCUGUUCCAGCGCUAUGAGAAUCUGCAGGGCCUGGUUAGCAGAUUCAUGAAUCAGCAGGGAGGAGGCAGACCUGGAGCAGAGAGCUCAGAGCUGAUGAAUGACGUUCAGGGAGCCAUCAUGCAGCUGCAGGCUGAGUGUGAGAAGCUCCACGGCACAGCCAACCACCUGAUUGAGGAGCACGUCCAGAAACAGGUCCACAUCGACAGUGAGUCUGGGAGGGACAGCAGGCAUCUGUACAAGUCCAUGGAAGAACUGGACGAGAAGAAAGCUGACAAAGAGCUUGUGGAGAUGGAGAUUGAAAUCAAAGCAGACAAGCGUGCCCUGGAGACCAAGGUGAGCCGCAUGCAGUUUGACUCCAUGACAGAGGAGCUCAACACCAUGUUCCAGGAGCUGCUCAGCAAGAUCACCGGCCAGGAGCAGGACUGGCACAAAAUCAUCGACAAAAUCUCCACCGAGAUGGAGUGCAAGCUGGACCGGAUUGAGCUGGAUCCUGUGAAGAAGCAGCUGGAGGACCGCUGGAAGAGCAUCCGUAAGCAGCUGCAGGCCCAGCCUGCCCCGAAGGAGGACGACGCUGCAGGCAUCAGGAAACAACUAGUGGCAAGGUUCCACUGCAUCUCCUGCGACCGCCCAGUCGAUAUGCUUACCCCAGGACCGCACUUGGUCACCCUGCCCUCCACUCCUGGCCUACCCUCCCACAAGUCCAACCGACCGUACACCAUCUAUGAGCUUGAGCAGGUUCGCCAGCACUGCAGAAGCGAGCGCAUCCCUGAGAUGGCGGACUACAGUUACCUGGCCAUGUCCCGGAGCUGUGGAGGCAGCCACACUGUGACCUACCCCAACCGCCGCUACACCCGCCUGCAGCACUUCAGCCACUUCAUCCAGGCUGAGGAGGAGACACCGCCCAUCUCCAGCUCCCCACUGCGCAUUCAGCCGGAGGAGGUGGACAUCCUGGGAUUGGACGGACAUAUCUACAAGGGCCGCCUGAAAACCAGAUCGGUCAAGACUGUGGAUGCCAGACUACCCACCAUCUUUCCUAAAGACGCAGGCAUGUGCAAGAGCAAAGACAAGAUCAUGCGCUCCCAGUUCCAGAAGCCUGGCUGCACAGAGCCGGGCUGUGUGACCCCUGUGCGACCCCAGAGUGCCAAAACCCAGCGCAGCCGCUCAGCCUCAGGCAGCUCUGUGCGGGACCGGCCCAUGUCUUCUUUAGGCUGCCUGUCCCAGGCUACCCUUCCCCAGAGCUCGUCCCAUGCUGACACCACCAGCGAGCUGCUGCAGCAAGAUCUGGAGCUUCACGUGGACCUGAGCCAGUCGGAGGAAGAGCCUGUCAUCAUCCUGUAGGGGGCGAUGGAGAGCCCCACACACCUUAUUUUAAUAAACCGUUUACAGCAGCAGCAGGAGGAUAUCCUGGUCUCCAUUUUGUAAUGGAGCAUACAGACGUUGUGAAAAUUAAGUCUGAUAUUAGUCAGUUAGGUUAUUUAUGGAUGGUAAUGGAAUAACACAAUUCUAGGACCUAUGAACACUGUUUCAAUGCAACAAAAUAGCUGAGUCACAAAAUUGCUGAGUCACAUUUCCAAGGUGUAGCUUUACAGGUCAAAUACCUUACGUGUGGCUACAUUACGAUUUUGGUUUAUGAUGCCUGAUUUUCAAUGACCUUCAUAGAGAAACUUUCAGGCAGGUGACCUCAAAUACCAGACUGUUUGGAUGCAGAAGAAUACCACCAUGGAGCAAUUCAUUUGACAUAUAGGGUCUUAUAGAGCGGUAUCAUUAAAGGCUUGAAAUGUCUUCCCUCUCACA